Molecule: messenger RNA, 1264 nt
Organism: Populus euphratica (Euphrates poplar)
Lineage: Eukaryota; Viridiplantae; Streptophyta; Magnoliopsida; Malpighiales; Salicaceae
Product: vacuolar protein sorting-associated protein 9A-like
Exons: 4
Coding region: 712-1059 (115 amino acids)
Biological process (GO): vesicle-mediated transport
Cellular component (GO): cytosol; endocytic vesicle
Molecular function (GO): guanyl-nucleotide exchange factor activity; small GTPase binding
Source: RefSeq, a predicted model, not a curated record
UGGACUUUCCUGUUCAUCCUCAGUGGAACUUGAAAUAUCUUCCUUCCUUUCUCUCUAUCUCUCUCGACGAAGUCUCGAAGUCUCGAAGUCAAUGAACUAAAAUCUCUCUCAGUGGACUUUUCCUGUUCAUCCUCAGUGGAAAUUGAAAUAUCUUCCAUUCUUCCUUUCGUUCUCUCUCUCUCUCUCUCUCUGUAAAUGGAAUACAGAUGGAAUAGGAUCGGAUAGAGCAGAAAAAAAUCAGGCUUCUAAUUUUUUUUAAUAGUGAAUAAGCUAGAUAACAGAGUGCUGCUAAUAACAGAAAUUUGAAGAAAAAAAAUUAAUGGAGAACGCAAACACAUCGCUGGGAUUGCGCGUUUUCCUAGAACGGAUGCGAAAGCGAAACCCUUCCGCCGCUGAUUUUGUCAAGCCCAUCAAAAGAUGCCACAUAUUGAGUUUAUUGAGUGCGAGUUUAUCUACGCUGUUUGCUGCGUUUCAAGCCAAAAAACAUCAUUUUUUAUGCUUUCUGGCUUGAACCGCAGUUUUCACUGUGUAGACAAACGGGCCCUUACAAGGGAUCAAUCUAUCUAUAGGGAGCCAAAUUAUUACUACUUCGCUGCUGGAAUUGAGAAGGCAGUUUUUUUUCUUUACCCUUUCUACCUAUUAAUACUGAAUUUGCCAUGGAUUUGUUUGAGUCCUACAAUAGAAGGUUUGAUUGUGGGAUUUUAAUUCUGUAUGCAAGCUUCAUUGUCUUCUUUUCAACCUGAUCCAAAAAGGGACAGUGCUCUCGUACAGGAGUUCCUUGCCAACAUGGAAAUGGCUUUCAAGGCUCAGCCGCUUUGGGCUGGUUGUUCCGAGGAGCAGCUCGAGAGUGCUGGUGAAGUACUUGAGAAAUAUGUCAUGACAAAGUUAUUAUCCCGUGUAUUUGCUUCAGUUCCAGAUGACGUAGAAGUUGAUAAGCAACUUUCUGAGAAGAUAUCCGUGAUUCAACCGUUCAUUCGACCAGAAAAGUUAGAUAUUAAGCUGACCUUUCAAAACGAAAUAUCAUGGCUGGAUUGCCGGUGCACUGCAUUACCCUUUUGAACGCUUGGUGUCAAAACCAGUAAUAUACAGGUUAUAGAGCUAUCUGUAGACGGAUCCAAUCUUUUUUAGGCCUUGUGAUGAUAAAGUAACUUCAAAUAUUUUUGUCUUAUUGGUAUCAGUCAAUUAUUUAUCUAAAGCAUUUUCUCUAAGGUAAAAGUAGUGCAUUUGAUUAGCAUGAAAUACUCACAAAUAUGUUCAUUUACAA